CGAAGCCUCUGCCUGUAAGCUUUAAAUGAACGCUCGACUGAAGGGAGGACAUUGUUCAGGUUGCUAUGUAGGCGCUGUCUGCCUUUUGAUGUCAAAUGUCGCUGAGGGCACUGAGCUCCUACUAUGUGUUAAUACCUCUGCUGAGAACAGAAUGUUCACUGACAUAGCCCUUGCCACUGAGGAAUGCAGAGGUUAGUGGACAAGAAAAAGUGAUAAUGAAUGUGGAUCAUGAAGUUAACCUCUUAGUGGAGGAAAUUCAUCGCUUGGGUUCAAAAAAUGCUGAUGGGAAGUUCAGCGUGAAGUUUGGGGUCCUUUUUCGAGAUGACAAGUGUGCCAACCUCUUUGAAGCAUUGGUAGGAACGCUCAAAGCGGCAAAACGAAGGAAGAUUGUCACAUACCCAGGAGAGCUACUUUUGCAAGGUGUCCACGACGAUGUUGAUAUUAUAUUGCUGCAAGAUUAAUGGGGGUUUGCACAGCUUUGUGUACUGCUGUUUUGCUUUUCUGAUAAACUGGAAUGUUGAGUCAAAGAACAAACAUGAUUUAAUGUAUUUUUAUAAAACUUUGUAAACAGAAGGGGACUCAUGGUUUAGAAGUCUUCCUUUUUUUAUAUCUCAAUAGGAAUUGUAUGUAUGGCACUGUAAAAUAAACAAAACCUAUUGUUUUCCUCAGGAACCUAGUUGGGAUAUGUAGGCAAUGAUGCCUUUUUGGAGAGGUUAGGGGAAUAUUUUUUUCAUAAAUAAUUCCUAGAAAUUUCUAUAGAUAUUUGACCUUCU
Molecule: messenger RNA, 773 nt
Organism: Octodon degus (degu)
Lineage: Eukaryota; Metazoa; Chordata; Mammalia; Rodentia; Octodontidae
Gene: Abracl
Product: ABRA C-terminal like
Exons: 4
Coding region: 216-461 (81 amino acids)
Biological process (GO): regulation of actin filament-based process
Source: RefSeq, a predicted model, not a curated record